AAGAAUAUUAUCAGAUUUUUAUGGUUGUGACUUGCCCAAUAUUUUCAUCUGAUAAGAAGGGGUAUAAAUUUGGCCCGGUUAGUAGGGAAAAUUCAUACAUCGUUCGACUAGCCAUCAUGAAGGUCUUCGCUGUUUUGCUUCUGGCUGUAGCCACCGCCUCCGCUGGAGUCCUGCCCAAGGCUGCUCCUCUCCACCCCCGUGACAGGACUGCCUCGAUCCAGGGUCGCAUAACCAACGGAAAGGAUGCCGUGGCCGAUCAGUUCCCCUACCAGGUGGGACUUAGCUUCUCUAGCUCCAAGGGCGGCUGGUGGUGCGGUGGCUCCAUCAUUGCCGCCAACUGGUUGGUGACUGCUGCUCACUGUACCGAUGGUGCCGAAUCAGUGACUGCCUCGUACGGAGCCACCGUGCGUACCAGCCCCAAGUUCACCCAGACCAUCUCCAGCUCGGACUUCAUCCAGCACGAGAGCUACGUGUCUUUGGUCGUCCGCAACGACAUUUCCCUGAUCAAGACCCCCACCAUCUCUUUCUCUGCCGCCGUCAACAAGAUCGCCCUGCCUGCUAUCGCUAGCAGCUACUCCACCUACGUUGGCCAGACUGCUGUGGCCUCCGGUUGGGGCCUGACUUCCGAUUCCGCCACCGCCGUCGCCUCGCAUUUGCAGUACACCGACCUCACCGUCAUCACCAACGAGAUAUGCUCUGAGACCUAUGGCACUCUGAUUGUCAACGCCCGUGUCAUCUGUGUGGGUACUCCCAAUGCUCAGUCCACCUGCCAGGGUGAUUCUGGUGGUCCUCUAGCUCUGGAUGGCACUCUGAUCGGCAUCACCUCCUUCGGUUCCGCUGCCGGCUGCGAGUCUGGAGCCCCGGCUGCCUUCACCCGUGUUACCUACUUCUUGGACUGGAUCAAGGCCAACUCCGGUGUCGUUGGUUAAGGUCCGAAAUCCUUGAACAUAUUAAUGCAUAUUAAAAUUAAAAUCGCAACAAA
Molecule: messenger RNA, 982 nt
Organism: Drosophila ananassae
Lineage: Eukaryota; Metazoa; Arthropoda; Insecta; Diptera; Drosophilidae
Product: serine protease 1
Exons: 2
Coding region: 21-929 (302 amino acids)
Biological process (GO): proteolysis
Molecular function (GO): serine-type endopeptidase activity
Source: RefSeq, a predicted model, not a curated record